AUGCUCUUCUUCAGCUUUUUCAAGACCCUUAUUGACCACGAGGUCACUGUUGAGCUCAAGAACGAUAUUCAGCUCAAGGGCAUUCUCAAGAGUGUGGAUCAGUACCUCAACAUCAAGCUCGAUGACAUUCAGGUUGUGGAGGAGCUUAAGUACCCCCAUCUCAGCUCCGUCAAGAAUGUCUUUAUUAGAGGCUCGGUCGUGAGAUACGUUCACCUGCCUGGUGCGUCAGUUGACACGCAGCUACUCGAGGACGCCACCCGAAGAGAAGCGGCUGCUCAACAGGCCAAGGCGAAAUGA
Messenger RNA from Fusarium pseudograminearum CS3096, 297 nucleotides. RefSeq lists its product as uncharacterized. Gene Ontology annotation, biological process: mRNA splicing, via spliceosome. Gene Ontology annotation, cellular component: precatalytic spliceosome; U6 snRNP; catalytic step 2 spliceosome. NCBI's taxonomy places the organism in Eukaryota, Fungi, Ascomycota, Sordariomycetes, Hypocreales, Nectriaceae. The record is from RefSeq and is a predicted model, not a curated record. The transcript is spliced from 4 exons. Bases 1 to 297 code for a protein of 98 amino acids. Gene Ontology annotation, molecular function: RNA binding.